AUGCUCUCUUACACAUGGAUUUCUACUUUACCACCUCGUUAUCACGGUAGUAGAAUACAACUAGGUGCAUUAAAUUUUCAGGUCGUUGCGAACGAGGUCGAAGAUUCUAGGGAAAAUUAUUUCAAUGAGAGACGGCGUGGUCCAACAGCAUUAAUAGCAGCAGCUCGUGCUGGCUACAAAGAUAUGGUAAAACUUUUACUUGAAAAUGACGCGGAUGUUGACUGCAUAACGGUGCUACCUAUAGGUAGACUCACUGCCUUAAGCUCUGCAGCUGCGCAUGGCCACAAAGAAGUUGUCCAAUUGUUGUUAGACCAUGGUACUAGUUCUUCUAAUUAUGAAAAUGCCUUGUCGGCAGCCGUCAAGUAUGAUCAUAAAGACGUCGUGCUGCUACUUCUUACUGAAUACAGCCGAUACGGGGAAGGGACAAACCCGAUGUGGCGUGCAGCUGAGGAUGGCAAUCUAUCUAUGAUUGAAUUACUUCUUAGUAGAGGAUUUGAUGGCCGAAAAGCAUUGGUAGAGGUUAUUCGGUUUCAUCAUAUAAACGUCGUUAAGUUUCUGCUGGAGGAGGGAACCGAUCCAGAUGUACCAAGUGUGCGCGAAUGCGCUGUUGGCAUGGCUAUUAGCAUUCGAAAUGUGCAUAUGAUCGAGCUUUUGCUACACCAUGGGGCUCAUAUACAUCCGGAGACCCUCAAAUUUACCCGAUGGCACGGUCCGAAAGAGAUGGCUGAGUGGGCAGAGCGGUUUCCAGUCUUAAGUUAUACCAGGUCGUCCAUGUUUCCCAUCCAAACACGCCCUUCUGGAAUUAGUACUUUAUUGCCAAAUUUUCAGCUCUCUAAUGCCGGCUAA
This is a messenger RNA of Talaromyces proteolyticus, 846 nucleotides long. Its product is annotated as ankyrin repeat-containing domain protein. The transcript has a single exon. Bases 1 to 846 code for a protein of 281 amino acids. Gene Ontology annotation, molecular function: protein binding. The record is from RefSeq and is a predicted model, not a curated record. NCBI's taxonomy places the organism in Eukaryota, Fungi, Ascomycota, Eurotiomycetes, Eurotiales, Trichocomaceae.